This is a messenger RNA of Phlebotomus papatasi, 544 nucleotides long. RefSeq names its product adenosine 5'-monophosphoramidase HINT1 (gene HINT1). Lineage: Eukaryota; Metazoa; Arthropoda; Insecta; Diptera; Psychodidae. Gene Ontology annotation, biological process: purine ribonucleotide catabolic process. Gene Ontology annotation, molecular function: hydrolase activity. The transcript has 3 exons. The record is from RefSeq and is a predicted model, not a curated record. The coding region runs from base 67 to 459 and encodes 130 amino acids. Gene Ontology annotation, cellular component: nucleus; cytoplasm.
CACCAGUUAGCGCUACCUUGCCGGUUCGGUAGAUUUUUCCGUGGAGCAAAGUUCUUCUGUUCAACCAUGUCAAACGACGAGGCGCAGAAGGCUCGUGAAGCCGCUGCAUCCGGAGCAGAGAGUCAGCCGACAAUCUUUGAUAAGAUCAUCAGCAAAGAGAUACCUGCUGAUGUGAUUUAUGAAGAUGACACCUGUCUGGCCUUUAAUGAUAUCGCACCACAGGCUCCUGUGCACUUUCUCGUGAUUCCCAAACGGAGAAUUGCAAUGGUGGAACUGGCCAAGGAAGCUGAUGAAAAUCUUCUGGGGCAUCUGAUGCAAGUUGCAGGGAAUCUGGGCAAGCAAAAGGCACCCAAAGGCUUCCGUCUGGUGGUCAACAAUGGGCCAGAAGGAUGCCAGAGCGUUUAUCAUUUGCAUUUGCACGUUAUGGGUGGUCGGCAACUCAAGUGGCCUCCAGGAUAAGUACCAGAAUUUUUGCAUUAUGAUUAUAGAAAGCGGCCUGGCUCUUUGUAAGGUUGCAUUUCAAUAAAUAUUAUGAAAAAAGUAA